GCCGCAUGAGCACGACACGACUUUUCUCGGGCGCACGCUAGUAGUAUAACAAUAACAACGAUAAUAAAAAUAAUAAUAAUAAUAAUAAUAAUAGUAAUAAUAACAACGAAAACGACAACAAUUACAAAAUUAGUCAGUGUAUUCACGUGCGUGUGACCGAUGUGCCCUUUUACCAAAGUACACAAUACACAACUGCACAGUUGUUAUUCAAAACAUUCAAAACGUUGAAAGUGUAGUGGUUAUAAGUAUAUGCCACCGUAUCAUUGGUAUGAUCGCAUAUCACCUAUAUCAUCGUACGUGACGGGCAGAAACGAAAACACGUAGCGGUGGCGGUGGAGGAGGCGGUGGCGGCGGCGGCGGCGUCGGAGGUAGAGUUGACGGCGGCGUUGGUGGUGAAUACGACUACUGCUGCGACGACGACGGCAGCAGCGGUUGCUGCGUCGAUAGUGGCGACGGAAGUGGUGGAAAUGGCGGCAGCGGUGUGGACGGUAAUGGCCUUUGCAGUUAGCGCCUAGCCCGCUGUGGAGACACCAUGGAGACGAGAAUGGCCGCGUAAUGAACGCGCUCGCGGCUCGGGCGGCGUUGUCUGCAUUUUACACCGCGUCGACGUCAUCGUCGUCAAUCCAGGCGGCGGGAGCAGCCCAUGCGUGGACGACGGUGGCGUCGGCAGCCGCGGCCGCGGUUUCGAACGGCACCGUCGCGGGGGUGCCCGACGACGGACCGCCGCAGCCCAGGUUUACGCUGUCUCAGACGGUGUUCAUCGCGCUUGUGUCCGGCAUGCUCAGCUUCGUCACAGUGUCCGGCAAUAUAAUGGUCAUGGUGUCGUUCAAGAUCGACAAGCAGCUGCAGAACAUCAGCAACUACUUCCUGUUUAGCCUGGCGAUGGCCGACUUCUUCAUCGGACUCAUAUCCAUGCCGCUGUUCACCGUGUACACAAUACUCGGUUACUGGCCGUUUGGCCGGCACGUGUGCGACGGCUGGCUGGCGCUCGACUACUUGGCCAGCAACGCUUCCGUGCUCAACUUGCUGCUGAUCAGCUUCGACAGGUACCUGUCCGUCACCAGGCCGCUGACAUACAGGGCCAAGAGGACUAAAGGCAAAGCGUUGCUGUUCAUAUCCGCUGCAUGGAUCAUUUCGCUCGGCUUAUGGCCACCGUGGAUUUAUCUGUGGCCGAUCAUAGAAGGUCGUCGGACCGUGCCCGAAAUUCAGUGUUAUAUACAGUUCAUACUGACCAAUCAAUACAUUACUUUCGGUACGGCCAUUGCUGCCUUUUAUGUACCGGUAACGGUGAUGUGUUUUCUGUAUUUCCGUAUAUACAGAGAAACAAAAAAGAGACAAAAAGACUUGCCUAAUUUGCAAGCCAUGAACAAACCACACAACGAUCAUCAACACGAGGAAUCGUGGGGUCGCAUACGAUCGGAGUCGAAUCAAGUAAAUUCGUUGGAUCGGCAAGAAUUGUAUGAGACCAGUUCGUUGCGCAAAGCGUACUCUCAGUGUUCAUUGAAAGCGAGGCGCCUGCUGACGUGGUCAUGGCUGCGCGAUUGGUGCGUGGACUGGUGGCACUCAGGCCGCGACGACGAGUACGACGAGGAAGACGACCAGACGCCUAGCGACGUGCCGGGGGGCAUAAGCUACGGUACUACUGUGUCCAGGUCAACGUCGUUAAACGUCAUACAUCAGCAGCAGCCCACAACACCGACGCCUAUAAAAUCCUACCACGCGGUCAACAAUAACAACCGACUGACCCACCGGUCUUUGUCCAACGAUUCGGUGUACACGAUCGUGAUCAAGUUGCCGGGCGACAGCGACCUGCAAGACGCGCCGACAGUGAAACAGUAUCACGGGUGUUACGAGGAGACGCGGCGGCACGGCGCGGCGGGCGGUGCGAUAUCGCGCCGGCCGUCGUCGCAGGACACGCGGCUGCCGCUGAACGCGGCGAAGAUCGUGCAACCGAAGCAGUUGACCCGGGCGCAGGGGGUCGCGUUCCAGGCCAAGGAGAAAAAGAAGAAGAAGUUCCAGGAGAAGAAGAGCGAGCGGAAGGCGGCCAAAACGCUGUCGGCCAUACUGCUGACGUUCAUCAUCACGUGGACGCCGUACAACAUACUGGUGCUGCUGAAACCGUUCACGGCGGCCACCGGGGGCGACGACGGGGGCGGCGGCGACGAGGCCGACAGCAACAAGGAGUGGGUGACGAAGGGAAUGUGGGACUUUUUCUAUUACCUGUGCUACAUCAACAGCACCAUCAACCCGGUGUGCUACGCCCUGUGCAACGCCACUUUCCGCAUGACCUACGUGCGGAUACUCAAGUGCAAGUGGAACACUCGCAGACAGCCGCCGCACUUCCGCACGUGAUGUGAUGUCCGACCGGCCUCGGUUACCGCAUAUUACGUUUAUAUUAUACAUGUAUACACUAUUGUUUUCGGGUUUUUUCUCGUGACGUGACCCUUUUUUUCACUCCCGCCCCCGCCAGGCUACUAUCGUACGAUUGAGCACGUUGAUUGUACCGUUCAGAAUAAUAGCUACAGACACUGGAAGAACAAUACGAUUUAGUAUUUAUUUACGUUAAAAACGUUCUCGUAUUAAUAUUUUCGAAAAUGAUCGAUACACAUUAUAUUCAGACCUAAUGUGCAAAAUACUCUAUUUAAUAAUUGAAUUUUUGAAAUUGUUCAGAAACGCGAAAAAACAUAUUAUUUUCAAAGUUCAACAGUUGACGAUGAUGAAUGCCAAAGAAAACAAUAAUUCAUUAAUUUCUAAAGUUUACUAGAGGAAUUGUCCACGGUGAACAUUAUCACAUACAUUGCCAUCUCAAUUUAAGAGUUUUGAUCAAGUAUAUCUGAUUGAGUCGUCUAUAAUUUUCGUUUCAAUAAUUUUGGUAACAUUUUGAAUAUGGAAAAAAUAAACUAUACGUGUUUAAUUGUACGUAUAUAUAACACUUAAAAAGUAGCUUGAAAAUUAAAGCGUGUUUAAUCUAUUUUGCCCGCGUGAGGUUACGUUGUGGAUUUGUCUCACUUACCGUAUGCGUAUAUUAAACUUAUCGCAUUAUUUUAACGAGGUAAUCUCAAACUAAAUGUGCUGAAAAACUAUCAGAGUACGUGUCACUAGUGUAUUUUACGGUAGCUGUAGGUUGUGCAACAGAAAGAAGUACGAGAGCAAGAGGGCUGCGAGAAUAAUAAAAUACAAAAACUUAUAGAAAAAAAAAAAUAAUAAUAUAAUGAUUUUAAGACUGUUCGCGGGAUCCACAUGGUUAUCCCGGCACAAGUGUGUAUUUUAUAAAUUUAAUAAACCUAUGUAGGCAAACGUGCGUUUAAUAUUGGGCGUUUAUAUACAUAUUAUAUAAUAUAAUAUUUAUAGAUGAAAUGUAUGUGAAAAUCAGUGGCGUAAGAUGUGAGGAGGCGCCAACGAAGCAGACAAAUCUGGCUCCGAAGCCUUUUUAAUUAUCUCUGUAUUUUCCCGGUAUUAACGAUGUAAGAAAUAAUCAUCUAUUUGAGUACCUCAUUCCAUAUAAUUAAACAUCAAUUAAAAAUAAAUGUAUUACCUAAAAUAACGUUUCAAUACGAUAUCAUCAUCAGAAGUACAUACACUCGUGUUAAAAUAUCUAAAUACGCCACUGACUGUAAACGCGCGCGAUCUUGUUUGUAUCGCUUUUCGCAGGCCCAUAUCCAUAUUAAAAUACUAGUAAUAGUAAAAAUAUUAUUUAUAGUAUUAACGAUAAUAAUAAUAAUAAUAAUACACACGAAUAAUAAAGAUCGAAUAGGGAAAUCAUAGGGGUUAUUCAGAAGACCACUCGUCUGCGAAGAGACGUGUGCGGAAUUUUAGUUAAAAUAUACUUUGAAAACAUGUUCGAUAUCAUCAUUAUCAUUAAACAUCAUAGUAAAUAUAUG
Molecule: messenger RNA, 3881 nt
Organism: Melanaphis sacchari
Lineage: Eukaryota; Metazoa; Arthropoda; Insecta; Hemiptera; Aphididae
Gene: mAChR-A
Product: muscarinic acetylcholine receptor DM1
Exons: 7
Coding region: 556-2352 (598 amino acids)
Biological process (GO): G protein-coupled receptor signaling pathway, coupled to cyclic nucleotide second messenger; chemical synaptic transmission; adenylate cyclase-inhibiting G protein-coupled acetylcholine receptor signaling pathway
Cellular component (GO): plasma membrane; dendrite; synapse
Molecular function (GO): G protein-coupled serotonin receptor activity; G protein-coupled acetylcholine receptor activity
Source: RefSeq, a predicted model, not a curated record